AUGUCUAACUGUAAAUAUGCGGGUAAAAUAAAAGAAUUUAUUCCAAAAUUAACUCCGACACUUCAUAAAGGUCAGUGUGGAAGAAUAGGUAUUAUUGGCGGUUCUGCAGAAUACACGGGUGCUCCUUAUUUUGCUGCAAUAUCCGCUUUGAAAUUAGGAGCUGAUUUAGUGUAUGUAUUUUGUUGUAAGGAAGCCGGUCCGGUUAUUAAAUCUUACAGUCCUGAGCUGAUUGUACUUCCUAUUUUAGACAGUGGUAAUGUCACAGAAAAAAUAGAAAAUUGGUUAACGCGUUUACAUGCUUUAGUUAUUGGACCAGGAUUGGGAACAAAACCAGUGAACAUAAUUCGUUUGUGCAAUGAACGAUCAAAAUUAUCCGUUCUACCGUUAAUUAUCGAUGCAGAUGGUUUACGUAUAGUAAAUGAUAAUUUGGAUUUAAUUAAAAAAUACCAUGGCCCAGUAAUAUUAACUCCAAAUGAAGUUGAAUUCAAAAGAUUGAGUUCUAAAUUUUCCAAUACUGAAGCGAUAAAUGUGGCAUCAUCAUUAAAUUCAGUUCUUAUUCAAAAAGGUUCAACUGAUGUUAUUACUAAUGGAAUUAAUUUCGAUGAAUUUGAUUUUACUUUUGAUGAUGUUACAAUAACAUGUGAAACUUUUGGAUCGAAUAGAAGAUGUGGUGGUCAAGGAGAUAUAUUGUCAGGGUGUAUUGCAACUUUUGUCGCUUGGUUUGAAUUAUUUAAAUCGAAUAAUACUUUUAUAAUACCUUUAAGCUCUGUCAGUUGUUAUGGUGCAUGCGCUGUUACAAAAACUUGCAGUAAAUUAGCAUUUCAAAAGUUUGGUAGAAGUAUGACUGCUUCCGACAUGAUCGGUUGCAUUCAUCAGUCUUUUACAUCAUUAUUCGGUUCAUAG
Messenger RNA from Pediculus humanus corporis (human body louse), 903 nucleotides. RefSeq lists its product as uncharacterized. The coding region runs from base 1 to 903 and encodes 300 amino acids. Lineage: Eukaryota; Metazoa; Arthropoda; Insecta; Psocodea; Pediculidae. Gene Ontology annotation, molecular function: ATP-dependent NAD(P)H-hydrate dehydratase activity. The transcript is spliced from 3 exons. Gene Ontology annotation, biological process: metabolite repair. The record is from RefSeq and is a predicted model, not a curated record.